Varanus komodoensis (Komodo dragon) is the source of this 6205-nucleotide messenger RNA. It is a transcript of the gene SV2A, whose product is annotated as synaptic vesicle glycoprotein 2A. NCBI's taxonomy places the organism in Eukaryota, Metazoa, Chordata, Lepidosauria, Squamata, Varanidae. Gene Ontology annotation, cellular component: membrane. Gene Ontology annotation, biological process: chemical synaptic transmission; transmembrane transport. The record is from RefSeq and is a predicted model, not a curated record. The transcript has 13 exons. Gene Ontology annotation, molecular function: transmembrane transporter activity. The coding region runs from base 626 to 2818 and encodes 730 amino acids.
GUCGCCAGGGCAUUUGGGCGAGCGGGGAUCCUGAGCGAGGGACCUGAGCGCCGACGCGCCCAGCAGGAGCCGGCGCACCGAAGAGGGACGGCUCGCCCCCUCCCUCUCGGGCGCACGUUGGCGUGGUCCCCCGAAUCCCCCUGCCAGGUGGCUGUUUCCCCUCUCUCUCCUGUCGGGGGGCCGGCCAGCCCGCCCGCCCGCCUGCCUCCCUUCCCUUCCGUGCCACAAUGGACUCUCCCAUCAUUCCGCGAGCUUCUCAGGGGCUGCAGCGCUGAUGCUUCAGGUCCCCUCCUGCACCUCCUUGCCGCAUCCUUCACAGGCGAGCGCUUGAGCGGAGCUUGGGUACCACAGGAGGGCCCUGCAGGGAACGGAGCAGCUUCCUUCGCCGGCCGGUCCUCAGACCCUCAGGCACAAGCUUGGACUAAAGCGGAUGGGUUGUGGCUCACCACCCUUCCGGAGUGGUCUGUCUCGGUCUUCCGCUGCCUCCUGGAAGGCCGCAGCCUAGGUGGGCAGCUCGAGGAAGCGGUCCCUGGCACCAGGCCUCUCCCGCAGGAGGAGCUGUCCACCCUCCCCAGUGCUGAAGCCUGCAGUCCCGUCUGACGGUGUCGUGAGCCGGGCAGCAGCGAUGGAUGAAGGCUUCAGAGACCGGACCGCCUUCAUCCGUGGAGCCAAAGACAUUGCAAAGGAAGUGAAAAGGCACGCGGCUAAGAAAGUCGGCAAGGGGGUGGACCGGGUUCAAGACGAGUACACCAAGCGCUCCUACGCCCGCUUUGAGGAGGACGACGACGAGGAUGACUACCAGCCCCAAGAUGGCUACUACCGCGGGGAGCCCUCGGCCGACGACGAGGGAGCCUCCAGCGAUGCCACGGAGGGCCACGACGAAGACGACGAGAUCUACGAGGGCGAGUACCAGGGCAUCCCCCGGAACGACUCCCUCAAAGGUGGGGACCGCGUCACGGCCAGCCAGGAGGCCGUGAGCGAGUUCAGGGACUUCAGCGACCUGGACGGGGAGAGGCGGAAGGAGAAGGAGGAGCUGGCCCAGCAGUACGAGCUGAUCCUGCAGGAGUGUGGGCACGGGCGGUUCCAGUGGACACUGUACUUCGUGCUCGGACUGGCCCUCAUGGCCGACGGGGUGGAGAUCUUUGUGGUGGGCUUCGUCCUGCCCAGCGCCGAGAAGGACAUGUGCUUGUCCGACUCCAACAAGGGCAUGCUGGGCCUCAUCGUCUACCUGGGAAUGAUGGUCGGAGCGUUCCUGUGGGGCAGCCUGGCGGACCGGCUGGGGCGCAGGCAGUGCCUCCUGAUGUCCCUCUCCGUCAACAGCGUCUUCGCCUUCUUCUCGUCCUUCGUCCAGGGUUACGGCACGUUCCUCUUCUGCCGGCUGCUCUCUGGCAUGGGCAUCGGAGGCUCGAUCCCCAUUGUUUUCUCCUACUACUCAGAGUUCCUGGCCCAGGAGAAGCGUGGGGAGCACCUCAGCUGGCUGUGCAUGUUCUGGAUGAUCGGGGGCAUCUACGCAUCCGCCAUGGCCUGGGCAAUCAUCCCCCACUACGGAUGGAGCUUCCAGAUGGGCUCUGCCUACCAGUUCCACAGCUGGCGCGUCUUCGUCCUGGUGUGCGCCUUUCCCUCCGUCUUCGCCAUCGGCGCCCUCACCACCAUGCCGGAGAGCCCUCGCUUCUUCCUGGAGAACGGGAAGCACGACGAGGCCUGGAUGGUGCUGAAGCAGGUCCAUGACACCAACAUGCGGGCCAAGGGCCACCCCGAACGGGUCUUCUCGGUGACCCAUAUUAAGACGAUCAAACAGGAGGAUGAACUGGUCGAGAUCCAGUCUGAUACAGGCACCUGGUACCGGCGCUGGAUGGUCCGCUUCCUGAACCUUACGCAGCAGGUCGGGGCGAAUUUCCACCAGUGCUUUGCUCCUGAAUAUCGCCGGGUGACGCUGAUGAUGAUGGCCGUCUGGUUCACCAUGUCCUUCAGCUACUACGGGCUGACAGUCUGGUUCCCAGACAUGAUCAAGCACCUGCAGAGCACGGAGUACGCCUCCCGCACGAAGGUCUUCCAGAACGAGCAUGUGCGCCACAUCACCUUCAACUUCACCCUGGAGAACCAGGUCCACAACCACGGGGAGUACUUCAACGACAAGUUCAUCGGCCUGAAGAUGAAGUCCGUCUCCUUCGUGAACUCCCUGUUCGAGGAGUGCUACUUCGAGGAUGUCACCUCGAGCGACACUUUCUUCAAGAACUGCACGUUCAUCUCCUCCGUCUUCUACAACACAGACCUCUUCAAGUACAAGUUCCUCAACAGCCAGUUCAUCAACAGCACCUUCCUGCAUAACAAGGAGGGCUGCCAGCUGGACUUCAGCGACGACAACAACGCCUAUAUGAUCUACUUCGUCAGCUUCCUGGGCACGCUGGCGGUGCUGCCGGGCAACAUCGUCUCCGCCCUGCUGAUGGACAAGAUCGGGCGCCUGCGGAUGCUGGCCGGGUCCAGCGUCAUGUCCUGCAUCAGCUGCUUCUUCCUGUCCUUUGGCAACAGCGAGUCAGCCAUGAUCGCCCUCCUCUGCCUCUUCGGAGGGGUCAGCAUCGCCUCCUGGAACGCCCUGGACGUGCUCACGGUGGAGCUGUACCCCUCGGACAGGAGGACGACCGCCUUCGGCUUCCUCAACGCCCUGUGCAAGCUGGCGGCCGUGCUGGGCAUCAGCAUCUUCACGUCGUUCGUGGGCAUCACGAAGGCCGUGCCCAUCCUGCUGGCCUCGGCGGCCCUGGCCGUGGGCAGCUCGCUGGCCCUGAAACUGCCGGAGACGCGGGGGCAGGUUCUACAGUGAGAGCGCCGCCCCGGCCCCGCCGCCCCGCCCUGACCCACGUGGGGGAGAGUUUAGCGUCGUAGGCACUGUGACCGUCUUGUCGUCCCAUUUCAGCCAGAGAUCCACCUCCCGAUGGAUUUUCUUCCACACGCUCACUCGCUCUCGGAAACGCCUCCCGCCGGCUGGCCUCCCACCAUCCCCCCCAGGUACAUGUGAAUCCACGCCCCGGUGGAGGCAGGGGAAACCGAGGAGACGGCGGGGGCCGUGGUGUCUCCCUCUGCACCAGGUGAAUACAGAGGGUGAACCCCCUGGCACUGCCGGGCGUGACCCCCAUCGCCAGCCCCAGCUGGUCCCCCAGCACCCGGUAGCGGACGCGUCCUGUCGUUUCCCACCAACGUGUAAGCUUGUAAGAGUCCGCCGUCCUUGGAUGUUCCGCCGCUCCACACUGCAGCCCUGCCUUCCUCUGGGGUUCAUUCUCCGGGUUCCCCAAGGCACGCUUUGGUGUCCCUGCCAUGUCUGUAUGGAUCCACGCAAACGGGUGUCCGCCCGCCCGCUGUACGUGCACAACCCCUGUGCCCCGACGUCCGUGUCCGUUUGUGGGUGUGGCUUUGUUCGCUUGACAUUUCAGGUUUCCGGUGGGAUGUCCCACUGAGGAGGCGGCUCAGCUGCUCGUGCGGGCGCCGGGCGAGGGAGCCUCACGCUCCUGGUGGCAUGAGCAGCGGUGGGCACCUCAGUGUGUCUGCCCGCCCCCAGACUUUCAUGGUACCUCUGUGUCCUUUGCUGGCAGUGGAUCUGUUCUCUCGGGUUGGCAUUCUGGAGGCAGAAGUAACCUAAGAACUGACCUUUUCCUGGCCCGAGCCUCGGGGCGCACAGGCGAGAGCACAUGCAGGCAGAACCAUGAAUUUGCCACCUGGUUGGGCUGCCGGGUCCCAUUUUGGCCCAGCAGUUCCUGCACGGGCCGGCAGCAGCUCAGGCAGGGAUAAACUUAGUUUCAUGCUCCCCAUCCCAGCUGUUUUGGAGAGCAGCUCCCUCCGCCCCGGCCAAGAGCGCUGCCGGCUGCAGUUGCUGUCGGCUGUGCUUUGAAACAUCUUCGGCACCAGUCCGGGGGAGGCUGGCUUCCACUAUGCCCGGAUCGACGCACCUGGCUGUGGCAACACCUGCCUAUCACCUGGGCACAGGGACCGGAGGCGACAGAGCCCGCUUCCCAGAAACUUGCAAAAAUACCGUAAGUAGCACAAUACCCAGCUGGGAAUUUCUCGCAAGUGCCAAGACGGCAGCCUAGGAAACUUCCGGACAGAGAGCAUUUCCUUGUUAGGAGACGGAAGAGGCACCUGAAGAAGGGCCACACUGAUUUCAUACUUUGGGACCAAAAUGGGGAUCGCGCAGCCUUGGGGACCCUCAAGCAAGCACAUCUCGCUCGACCAGAGCAUGACUCCCCGACCUCUGCUGGUCCCAGGAGCUGCAGCCAAACCCCGCCAGCCCCACAGACUAGCCCUGCUGGCUCGGGAGAAGGGGAGACGCCACGGUCCCACACAUGCAAAGGCUCUGGUAGUUGGAGAAGCCCCUCCACCUGCUACGGAAUUCACCGCGACCCGGAGAGAAGCUCGUGGCAGGUGCAGGCCGGUGGUGGGCAGAGCAGAAUGCGAGGGGAGGGGCCAGAGGCAAAAGGGGUGGGGCAGAACGAGCAGAAGGCCGACUGCUGCCGGGGCUGGGCUCUCCUUCGGUUCAGAGACCUCCUGCCUUGUGACACCCGCCCUGUGGGACAGGCAUCAGCCCGUUGCCUCCAAGCUCCCUGGGGGCUCCUGCGGCAAGCUGUGGGCAAAGAAGGACCUUCAUCAGAACCUGCAGGACUGCUCUCCUCUCCUCUGCUCCUCUCCUGGAUGGAAGGUUUCGUGCAGGGCUCACUGCCCUUCCUUGAUGGGGGUCACAGCCAGCUUCCUGGGGGUUGGAGUGGCAGUUGGAUCUGGAUAAACCCCCCACCAGCAGCUCCUCCCAUGCACCUUGCUUAGAAGGAAGGACCUGGCCCGGUGCUGAGCCCUUCCUAGGCCUGGGUGUGGCCCCGUCGGUUCCUGGCGCCCCCGAGCAAUGCUGCGCCCCGUCAGGGUUGGUGGCAGCACAAAAUGCCCCCGUGGCAGGGAGUAGCAAAGACUGCCCUCGCCCUAUACCCAGAGACCCUGGGACCUGGCCGCCAGGAAGCCACCCUUUUCUGCCAAAAUCCGCAAGCCGAACUUUUGCCUGUACGAAAGAAAAGGAAGCGCUGCAGGCCAGAUGUGGGUCUUUUCAUGGGGAUUUUGAGCCGCGAGAGAGGGAAGUCCUUCAGGUUUGCUCCAGCCUGCCAAGAAGCGAUGAAUCCCUGAUGGGACCUGGGCGCAGACAUGGGUGCUGGCGGAAGGCAUCAUCGAGUAUCUUGGACCAAACUUUUUUAGAGUGCAUGUGAUUCCUCUCAGCCUAAAAAGCCGCAGGGCAGGAGCCCUUGGGCCUCGAGCGGUGUAGCCUUCCCUCUGGCAAGCUGUGUCCCAGGAUCCGCUUUCAUGCCCUGCACAGCCAGAAGUCUGUCCGUUUCUGUUGCAGUGGGAAGGCCUCAAAGCACAGGGCACGCGGUUCCCACAGUCCCUGCGCAUUUUUCUUUCCGAUAAAUAACGGGGCUUUUGGGCAGCCACUGGGAAAGCCGAGAUGUUUGUCUAGGUUGGGUUCACGUUCCCCUGACCCAGAGGGGCUCUGCUUACAUGCUCUAGGCUGAGAACGGGGUGUUAUUUACCCGCUUCCAAAUCUUGAUGCCUCUUGAAUGGAAAGUGCUCUUUAUGCCACCUUCUUGGAAAGAAAACAGAUCCGCAUCCAGUUGAACGUACCCAAGUCCGAUGCAGUCGGAACCCCCCCCCCAGCCCCCCGGCUCUUGGCCCCUUCCCAAAAUGUUUCCCUUUCUGACUUUGGUCCCUUACCCUCCUUUACGGUGUAGCUGUUCUUCUAAACAAAGCCAACAUACAAAUCAUACAUAAGUACCGUCUGUAUGCAAACAAAGAAACAAAGCAAACCUUGUGCUGUGCAGUAGUUUUUAGAUGUUUGUAAAGAACAAUUGAAAAAAAAAAUCAGGACAAAAAAAGUGUAACUUCAGUUGUGGUCUCCGGUUUGUUUCAUUUUGUAUAAAACAGAAGCCAAGAAUGCUGAUGGGAUAGGAGUUACUUUAAAUGUCAUGUUGAGAAAAGAGAAAUGGGGGAGACGCAAAGGUGCUGUGAAUGAUGAUGAUAUUCUAAUGUGUAAAAAGGCGGGUUGUGUGUGCAUUUAAGCAGGAAAAGGAAAACACUGAAGUCUGGUUCUGGCCACGCACAGUCUCUUUCCCCCGGGCAUUAUGAACGCAUAGCCAACAAAAGUCAAUGUAAAAAUAAAAAAAUUAAAAAAGUUUGAAAACUA